AUGAGUAAAACGUUCUCGUUAAUUUGUAACAAUAAUACAAACCCUGUAUGUGCCUGUGAUUUCAGGUUGAAUAUUUAUGGAUGUCCCGAAGAAUAUAUUUUAGUAAAAUCCAAUCAAAUACUGAUAGGAUAUUGCUUCCUAUUAAUAUCGUGUUCAAUAGCAAAUCUUUAUUAUUUGAUUGUCAAAAAAGAUUACUCUUUCUUGUUGCAAAACCAAAAAUAUGGUGGUUACCUACGACUAAGACCUCAACAUACUUAUCACGGGAUUGCCUUGGCUUAUUUUAGUUCUCAAUCUAUUCAUUCUUUAUUAUUAUUAUACGAUACUUAUCCGACUAUUUUUUGGGCAGAAAUUGGAUUUAUAUCGUCACGUGCAUUAUCAGCUUCAUUGUCUAUCUUAUAUCUAAUAAGCAUUGUUUAUUCAACUUCAGCGUUUAAAGUUGGUACCAAUUUUGGCAAUAACACGCGUUCAUCCUCAACAUUAAGUCAAAGACAUCAACAAGAGUACCAAAAAUCGACUACUUCAUCUUCUAGUUACAAUAAAUUAUUGAUAGAUUUAGUAUGUUUAUUUAUGAUGAUAAUUCCAAUUGUGGCCUUUAUAUCACUAGCAGGCAUAACUGGUUACUAUGCUGAUAAAAUGAAUUUGGAUACGGCCAAUAAAGUUUUCACCAUACACAAUUUGAUUUGGAUAGUUUGGAUUAUUAUAUAUGUUGUGAUUAUGUUGAUAGUUUGGGUGAGAUUUAUUCGCAUAGUCUGGGAAAACAUGAAUGAAUUGAUGGAAGGCAAUAGAAAUAGAAGUACCGAGUUACAAAGUAAAUUGGUUCAAUUGAGAAAAAGUAGUAUAAAUUUAUCAUUGCCGGUGCUAGGACAAGUUGUUGUUGCAAUUAUUUAUUUACCUGCGCACUUAAUGUAUGGAUUAUAUCAAAGAACAGACACGAUAUUUAAUCAUAAUAUAAAUUUAUUAUAUUUUUUCAUUUGGAAUUUCCUAAUACCUGUUGUUACGCACAUCAUUCAAUGGAUAAUGACUUACAAUGUAUUAACAAUGCCUUCGUCAUCAACUAAAAAAACCUUCAAUGAUGAUAAUUCAACCAGUUAUCAUUCAACAUCCUCGUCUUCCUUUACAAUUAAUAACAACGAUGAAAUUAACAACAUUAAUAAGGAUUUUUCUUUUUUUAAUAACAAUAAAAAAGUCGAAACAAUAUCAAUGGUUGAAUUAACAAGAAUCAUAUUUUCACAACAAAAUAAUGACCAUAACAAAAAACAUAAUAUCAAAGUAUUGGGAAACAUUUUUAUCAAAUCCAUAUCAAAUCCAUCAUUGGCAAAAGGUAUAAUGUUUUUUUUGUCUAAUUUUGUGAAAAAAGGCGAAAUUUUAGAGGAUCAAAGUGAAAAAGAGUUGGUUGAAUGGGGAUGUGGAAUUAUUAAAGAAAUUAUUACGACAAAUAAAGUUAAAAUUGUCGAAGAAAUUUAA
Molecule: messenger RNA, 1464 nt
Organism: Entrophospora sp. SA101
Lineage: Eukaryota; Fungi; Glomeromycota; Glomeromycetes; Entrophosporales; Entrophosporaceae
Source: the annotation of a GenBank genome assembly